AUGACCGACAUUCAGAACUUCCAGACCUUUGACGCAUUUGCGGAUGCAAAAGACGAUUCUAGUAUCGGUGGCGGCAAGGUGCAUGUGCGUGUCCAGCAGCGCAACGGUCGCAAAUGUUUGACGACAGUACAGGGUCUAGCUGAUGACCUUGAUGUGAAGCGCAUAUUAAAGGCUUUUAAGAAAAACUUUAGUUGCAAUGGUGCCAUCGUGAAGGACGACGAGCUGGGCGAAAUUAUUCAGUUGUCUGGCGACCAGCGAACCAACACCCGCGAGUUUUUGCUCGAUCAAGAAAUUUGCUCCGACACUCAAGUGGUGUUGCACGGAUUUUAA
Molecule: messenger RNA, 330 nt
Organism: Plasmopara halstedii
Lineage: Eukaryota; Oomycota; Peronosporomycetes; Peronosporales; Peronosporaceae
Product: translation initiation factor sui1
Exons: 2
Coding region: 1-330 (109 amino acids)
Biological process (GO): translational initiation
Molecular function (GO): RNA binding; translation initiation factor activity
Source: RefSeq, a predicted model, not a curated record